UAUUCAUUUCUUUCCCGCCAAAACGCACAUCCCUCUUUCUCUCUCUCCGGAAAGCAAGCUGCUAGGUUUGUACAGUACAGCAAGAAGACAGCCCCAAAUCUCAACUCUCUCUCUCUCUCAACUCUCUCUCUCUCUCUCUCACUCUCUCUCGAUGGACGACAUGGACAUGGAUAUACCCGAUCCAGACGAGCUCCAGUGGUUAGAAGCCAACUCCAAUCUCCACGACGACUUGGACUUCGACGAUGAUUUCCAGCCCCCAUUCCCCGACGACGACGACCACACACCCACCCACACUCCCCCAAUCCCCCAAUCCCAACCUCCCACACGAACCGACUCCAACAAACGCCCCCAAUCACCACCCCCAAUUCCCACCAUCCCCGAUAAUUUCGCUUCCGAAGAAGCUUCUAGAAAGCGUAGUAGAAUCGAGCCUCAAGUCGUUGUUGAUGAAAUUCCCGCCAAUACUAGCGCUAAUCCUGCUGCUGCUGUUGCUGUCGAUGAUGAUGAGGAUUGGCUUCCGCCUCCUGUACACCAAGUCCCACAGCCAAUUGAGGAGGAUGAGGUGCCCGAGGAAACGAUUGUGUCCAGAUAUGCCUCGCGGAUUGAUGGCGAUUUUGUUCCCGUCACUGGCCCGUGCGGGGACCGCGUUUAUGCUAAGAUAAGUAGGUUUGGAUUCGAUGAUUCCACCAAGAAGAAUAAGCUUCAUUCCAAUGAAUACUCUAAUGGUCUUAUUGCUGAACCUGUCAGUUUGCUAAUGCAAAGAGUUGAGCAGGAUGCUGUUCAGAAGGCUUUGCUGGAAAGUUUUGGACCUGAAGGUGACGUAAUCCUUCCCAAGGUUCCAGUGAUAAAUGAGAAGCUUUGGGUGGACAAAUAUUCUCCUAAUUCUUUUAUGGAGCUUCUAAGUGAUGAGCAGACAAACCGUGAGGUACUUUUGUGGUUGAAACAAUGGGACUCCUGUGUAUUUGGAUCUGAAAUUAAAACUACAACAGAGGAUGUUUUGUCUUCAUUGAGAAGACAUACAUCAGUGGCACAGCAUCAGAAGGCUAACAAGAGUUAUAUAGGAAAGAAUAAAGAAACUUGGCAGAAUAAGGAAAAUUUUAGAGAGUAUAAAAUGUUGGAUCAGGAAAACAAUGACUCGAAAGGAACUCAGGAUUUAGGGAAUCGAAAUCGCAAAGGUUAUGCAACACCAGAGCAGAAGAUCCUUCUGCUUUGUGGCCCACCAGGGCUUGGGAAAACAACACUUGCACAUGUAGCUGCUAGACACUGUGGAUAUCGGGUGGUAGAGAUUAAUGCCAGCGAUGAUCGAUCGUCAUCAACCAUUGAAGCCAAAAUACUUGAUGUCGUCCAAAUGAACUCAAUCAUGGCUGACUCAAAGCCGAAGUGUUUGGUAAUUGAUGAGAUUGAUGGAGCUCUUGGUGAUGGGAAGGGGGCUGUUGAUGUCAUUUUGAAAAUGGUUUCGGCUGAUAAAAAAUUUAAUACUGGAAAAGAACAAACUCAUGAGGAUCAGUCUGGAAAAGGAUCCUCAAAAAAGAAAAGUAGGGAUACAUCACUGCUAAGACCGGUGAUUUGUAUUUGUAAUGACCUAUAUGCUCCAGCCUUGAAGUCAUUGCGUCAGGUGGCAAAGGUUCAUGUAUUUGUUCAGCCUACAGUUAGUCGCAUUGUUAACCGGCUCAAAUAUAUAUGCAGCAAGGAAGGAAUGAAAGCAAGUUCUAUUGCACUUACUGCACUAGCAGAGUAUACUGAAUGUGACAUACGCUCAUGCUUGAACACUCUUCAGUUCCUCAAUAGGAAAAAGGAAACUCUUAAUAUGAUUGAAAUCAGCAGUCAAGUAGUUGGCCGGAAAGACACAUCUAAAAGUUUUUUUGAUAUAUGGAAAGAGAUUUUUCAGAAGAAAAGAGUGAAGCAGGAGAGAAAAGCUUCGAGUGGUUGCAAGAACGUGUGGAAUGAAUUCGAAUAUCUUCAUUCUUUAAUAUCUAAUCGAGGUGACUAUGACUUGGUCAUGGAUGGUAUUCAUGAAAACAUCUUGAAGCUUCAUUAUCAUGACCCUAUGAUGAAAAAGACUGUCAAGUGCAUGCAGAAUCUUGAGGUUUCUGAUAUUGUUCAUCAGUAUAUCAUGCGUACACAAAAGAUGUCUUUGCAUGUUUAUCAACCUGCUAUUGCCAUUUCUAUACAUGGCGUGAUAGCUCAAGUUGAAAAACCAAAUAUUGAAUGGCCGAAGUCUUUCCAGAGAUUCCGAACCACUUUAAUGGAAAAGGUGGAUUUAUUACAUUUGUGGCACCACAAUAUAACACCAUACAUUUCAAGGCAUCUGACGAUUAAAUCAUUUGUGGAAGACUCAAUUUCUCUGCUUUUGCACAUUCUAUCACCUCCAACCUUAAGGCCGGUGGCGUUACAUUUACUAUCCGAAAAAGAGAAGAAAGAUCUGGUUCAGCUAGUAAAUACAAUGGUUUCAUAUUCUGUAACAUAUAAAAGCAUAAAACCCAAUCUGUUGUCCAGUAACCUGAGGCAUGAAGUUGGUGUAGAUGCUUCAGUGCUUUCAUUUGAUCCACCAUUAGUUGACCUUAUACGCUUUAAGGAUUACACAUCUAGUCAUUUUGUUCUCGCUUUAGCAAUGAAGCAGGUCUUGCUACAUGAGGUAGAAAAGCAAAAAAUUCUACAAGCUGGCAUCAAUAGGUCUGUGCAUCUGACAGAUGUGUGCAAGGAAAACAAAAAUCUGGCAAUGGACAAAAAUGGCAUCAAUAGGUCAACGCAUCUGACUGAUGUGUGCAAGAAAAACCAAACUAUGGAAAUGGACAAAAAUGGCCGAAUACAAUCAUCUAGAUCUCACUCUGUAUCAGUCAAGAAGGCAGUAGAUGUUCUAAACCCAUCAGAGGCUAGGCAGUGUGAAAAGGCUGCCCCUCCUGUCUCUUCAAAUUUGUCAUCUUCUGUAAACAGCUCAGUUGCCAUCAAGUUAAGCUCUACUGUGAGUACAAAGAAGCCUUCGAGGGGUAACUUCAAUUUUUUUGAGAGAUUUAAAAAGGUAAGCAGCGAGGGUUCACAAGCUACUGAUACUGUUCAACGUCGUCCUGCAACAAGUGAGAGAGAUUCUCGCCCUUUCCUCUUCAAGUUCAAUGAGGCGGAAGCCCCCAUUAGAAUCACCCUGAAGGUAGAUGUUGAUGGAAUUUUAUUAUGGGAGAGUGGUAGCCGGGGCAUUGGAAUGAACAUUUGUCUUAGAGCAAGUCUAACAGAGGUGCUAAAAGUGGUACUAUAUGCAGGGCCGGCUCUACACCAAAGCAAAGGUUUCACAAAUGCAGUUAAAAGACCAGUGCGAAUUCGUGAAUUUCUUUCUUGAUCUCCGAAUGUGCUAUUUAUAGUUGUUUUGAGUUGCACCAUACUGUUUUAGUUAUCACGGUCAUGGGUUAGCAAAAGACAUGUAAUAUUAGAAACGCUUCUCACAAUCUAUAUAAUAUAAAAGGUUAUUUGAA
Messenger RNA from Daucus carota subsp. sativus, 3461 nucleotides. RefSeq lists its product as uncharacterized. The transcript has 24 exons. Bases 152 to 3328 code for a protein of 1058 amino acids. NCBI's taxonomy places the organism in Eukaryota, Viridiplantae, Streptophyta, Magnoliopsida, Apiales, Apiaceae. The record is from RefSeq and is a predicted model, not a curated record. Gene Ontology annotation, molecular function: ATP hydrolysis activity; ATP binding.